AUGUUAUUAUUUAAAGGUGUAGGACUAACUUAUAACUCGUACCGUCCUUUAGUCACAUUUUUAAUAUCAAUUGUACCUCCUUUAUCAUCACAAUCAUCAAAAUAUUGUAGUACUACAAAAGAAAAGAUUAAAAGAAUAAUAUUUAUAAACAAGGAAAAGAUGACUAGUAGUAAUAAUGAACAUGCAUAUUUAUACGCUGAUCCACCAAUUAGAUGUGAUGAUGUUAAAAGAAUGUUUGCAACACCUCAAUACCCAGGACAACCGGUAUCAACCAUCAUGGAGACUACAACAACUUUGAAACCUCAGGAAGCUGUUGUCAACAGUGGUGGUGGAGUUGUACAAGACCAAUUCUCAUUAUAUAUUGCAAGUGAAGAAGAUGCAAAUACUCAAUCAUCUAUACCAACUGCAUUCCAUGUUAAAGAUUAUUUCAAGAAUCUAUCAACUAUACUUUAUGGUAAAUGUUUAAUCUAUGGACAACACCUUUCAUCAACUCAAAAGCUUAUGCUAAAAUAUUUUACAUACACUACACCUGGUUUGGUGAUGGUUGCUGAUCUUCAAAACAGUGCUGUUGGAAGAGGCCAAAACAUGUGGACAUCGCCACAAGGAUGUUUGGUGUUUUCAUUCAAGUGUCGAGAGAGUGAUGGUAGUAAACUACCAUUCCUACAAUAUGUAUCUGGAUUGGCACUAGUUAAAGCUGUCGAUAGUAUAUGUCCCAAGAUGAAAGAGCCUGUUCGUCUUAAAUGGCCCAACGAUGUAUAUUGUGGUGGUAAAAAGAUUGGUGGUAUCUUGUGUCAAAGUAACUACUUUGGUGGAUCUUUUGAUGUUGUCAUUGGUAUUGGUAUCAAUGUUACCAAUAGUGAACCAUCUACUUGUCUCGAUGCACAAGCUUCUCAAACUGGUUUGUUUACGAGAGAGUUGGUAUUGGCCCGUUUUAUGAAGGAAUUUGAAUCACUCUAUCUUACAUUUACCCAAAAUGGAUUCAAACCAAUGCAACAAGACUACCUACGUGCAUGGAUGCAUAGUGGUCAAAUCGUCAAACUCGAAAGCCAAAACAUCACUGUACGUGUCGAAGGUUUAGCAGACAAUGGGUAUCUAUUGGCACGUGAAUGUAAUGCAAAUGGUCAUGUUGGUGCCACAUCCUAUGAACUUCAUCCAGAUGGUACUUCAUUUGACAUUAAUCAAUUAACUUUAAAGAAAAAAGAACCAAUACAAUAA
This is a messenger RNA of Cavenderia fasciculata, 1215 nucleotides long. RefSeq names its product biotin ligase 3 (gene hlcs3). Bases 1 to 1215 code for a protein of 404 amino acids. The record is from RefSeq and is a predicted model, not a curated record. Gene Ontology annotation, molecular function: biotin--[biotin carboxyl-carrier protein] ligase activity. The transcript has a single exon. Gene Ontology annotation, cellular component: cytoplasm. Lineage: Eukaryota; Evosea; Eumycetozoa; Acytosteliales; Cavenderiaceae. Gene Ontology annotation, biological process: protein modification process.